AUGAAUUCACUGGAAAUGAAUACCCAUUACUUAAAUCCGCACCAAAUGAACGACAUAUCGAAAGCCCGGAGCGACUCCGAGCGUAGUAUCGGCGCUCUGAACCUAUCCGUCCGUAAUAUACCCAAAGUUAACCUAAAGCUCGACAAAUUGAGUUUCAACGGUCGCGCCGACACCACCGCCACCACACCCACGGUCACCACGACAGUGACAGAGCCGGCCGACCCGCCGCACAGCCCUUCCCCACCAAACUAUUACGACGUGAAUCGGAUUGUCAUCGAAAGGAGCCGUAAGAGGGCUGAGAUCAUGGAGCUCCUCUGUGUGUUUGACGCUCGGGUCUCGCGGGCUGUCGUAUGGCUGCGGCACCUGCCGUACCAUCGGCACAACUCACGCGUGUGCUUCCCGAUGGCCGAAGUCAUAUCGCAUCGGAUACCCAUCGGAUGGUACGAAGGCUUCUAUCUCUACCUAUACAUGGGUUCCAUACUGUUCCUCAUAUUCGUCUACCUAUUCCUACUGCACCGGCACCACAACAAACCCAUGGGCCGACUGCAGCGGUUCCUACAGCGGAUGCUACCGAAGCGCUACCACUCGGCCGCCCAGGAGUCGGACUCCGAGAACGGCGCCAAGACGUCGGACUCCGGGUCGGACGAGUACGCGCUGGAAGGCCUACCGGCCGGCCAGUGCGGCUCGUUCUACCUGAGGGCCGGUGCCGUGGCCUUUGGCAUCGGAUCCAUGAUCUACUCAGGCCUCGAGUUCGCCCAGUUUUUUGAGCUCGAGUCCAAAGAGCAUUGCUAUAACUUUCUGUACGGCUUUACACCCGGGUCUCACGUGGCCUUCACGUUCAUACAGCUAUACUUCAUUUUCAUGAACUCCCGGGUCCUCAUAGGCAAACACAAGCUAAUUGCCCGUUUCGGACUCAUGCAUAUGAUAGCCACCAAUAUCUGCGUUUGGCUCCAUGUGCUCAUCCAGGAGACCAAACACCAGAUCAUGAUUAUAGUGAACCCCAAUACCACAGAACUCUUCCAAAUGACCGACUUUUCCAUCGCUUGGGAACACGUGGACGAUGUGGUCGAAGAGAUCUCCGAAGACUAUCUCGAGUCCAUUGGGCCGUCCUAUCCGUCCGGACUGCAGGCCAACCACCAGCUCGUGAAGCGAAGUCUGGCCGACCACUCCAUACACACGACACACGGCGAGUGUAGGCGCUCUAACGUGAUCGGCGACCUCGUGAGGGACGCCUCGCAGUUCCUGUUCCCCUGCACUAUAGAGUAUAGUCUCAUUUGUGCCGCUAUUCUGUACAUCAUGUGGAAAGAUGUUGAGGACAGGCAUAAUUCACAACAACGGCAUUCAAUGAGUAGUACGACAGUCGUGCACACAAUACACCACAAACACCACUACCAGGUGGACUGCGCUAAAGCACACAAAGGCCUAUUCACCGGAAUAUUCUUGUUAGUGAUUAGUAUCAUAUCAUUGAUACUAUUCUUUGUGUUCAUAAAGAAACCCCAAUUCCGGCACUUGGCUGUACUCCAGGCCCACAUCAUCGAGCUAUUCAUAUAUUGCAUUAACGCCAUCGCGUGCCUUAUAGCCUUAUUCCAGGUGCGACAAUUGCCUUAUAAUCGGCACCGGAAUGUCGAGUUGGAUAACAUACUGUUGAUUGUGGCACAGAUAGGGCUCUAUAUAUUCACGAUGUUCUCGAUAAUCGGGGCCCAAUUCUUUACGUUGCAACAAAAUACCCGGCUGGUCAUGAUCAACGCACUGGCCUGUCUGAUCCAGGCCACCCUACAAACUAUUUUCAUAUUAGAUGCCUCCCAUAGGUUCGCCGCCACCAGUGAACAGUAUAAUCGGUUCGCCGCCACCAGUGAACAGAUGCGCCGUAAGCCGGGUCGUGAAAUGGUCACCUUCCUGUUGGUCUGCAACUUCGCCAUGUGGUCCAUCAAUACGCUGGAAACUAGACGGGCCGACUCUAACCCUGUUCAAAUGCACUUCUACGGGUUCUGGGCGUGGACUAUCAUCACGCACGUGACAAUGCCGCUCACUAUCUUCUAUCGGUUCCACUCGACGGUCUGUUUGUGCGAUAUAUGGAAGAGAACUUAUAAGACGAAGAGU
Messenger RNA from Oppiella nova, 2100 nucleotides. NCBI's taxonomy places the organism in Eukaryota, Metazoa, Arthropoda, Arachnida, Sarcoptiformes, Oppiidae. The record is from the annotation of a GenBank genome assembly.